CUUCGCUUUCCAAUCGAUUCCCCUUUUGCUCCAAUUUUCCACCAUCGUCAUGUUCCUCCACCCUCUUUGACUCUCGUUUCUACUGAAAUUGCGUGGAAUUUGAGUUUUUUGAUUUGAUCAUCUGGUAUUGGGAAUUGGUUGUUGAGAUGAAGAUAGUGGAAUUGGAAGAUGCUGGGACUGAUCGGGAAGAUGAAAUCGGUAGCGGUCAGAUUGUGAAGGUGGAUGCUAAAAGAGCUUUGGUUGGGGCUGGGGCUCGAAUCUUGUUCUACCCUACCCUCUUCUACAACGUGCUUCGAAAUAAAAUGGAAACCGAAUUUAGAUGGUGGGAUGAAGUCGAUCAGUUUCUUCUGCUGGGUGCAGUGCCGUUCCCCAAACACGUGCCGAGAUUGAAGAAGCUCGGUGUUGGCGGCGUGAUCACUCUGAAUGAACCUUAUGAAACAUUAGUUCCAUCUUCCUUGUAUUAUCGCCACGGAAUUGACCACUUACAAAUCCCCACCAGAGAUUACUGUUUUGCUCCUAAAUUUUCUGAUAUUAAACGAGCUGUGGACUUCAUUCACAGAAAUGCAUCGUCUGGUAAAACGACAUACGUCCACUGUAAAGCAGGACGAGGAAGGAGCACGACCAUUGUGCUUUGCUAUUUGGUCAAAUAUAAGCACAUGACCCCGUCUGCCGCCCUGGAAUAUGUGCGCUCGAGAAGACCACGCGUGUUGCUCGCCCCAUCCCAGUGGGAGGCUGUUCAAGAAUACAGCAACCGUCGUCCAGUUACGAGUUCUAGCUCACCCUCAGGUGGAGAUGCGGUGCUCAUUACGAAAGACGAUCUAGAAGGAUAUCAUGGUACGUGCAUCGACGGUGCGGGUAGACAACUUGCAGUUGUCCCUAGGAUGGGUAAGUCAAAGCCAAUGAUAGCAAGGUUGUCCUGCCUCUUUUCCUCUUUGAUAGUUCAUGGCAGUAGUGGAUCUCUCGUUAAGCGUCUGCCCGUGUCGGAGGCUCGUGCUUGUUGAUAACCAACUUACAUCACAGCACACCGCCCGCUCGCUCUUGUUUAGAAGCGUCAUGGAAGUAAGAAACAGAAUCAAACACACGUUGUUCGUCAAAGUACAUAGAACACACGUUGUUCGUCAAAGUACAUAGAACACACGAAACUACAAUUAGGUUGUACAUAACUGGUACGUCCAAAUUUCCCUUCCCUUGAAUUAUCUUAUGAAGAAAACCAUGUGGUUUUUGCUGAUGGAAAAUAUUAAGCUUGUUGGGUAUGGAGUCGAAAGUGGUAUCGACCGAUGUCCUUUGGUUCGAUGGAGUCGAAAAUGUAAGCCACAAUCCAUGUCAAUUGGGUUAAAACUUUGUGAAUGAGUGGAGCCUACUUGACCAACUAUUGUGGUUUGGUAACGCGUCUCUAUCCAAAAUUACUCCUUUAGAUAUCAUUAUUGUACUGGAUAGUUGCAUUUAAAGGUGAUGAAGUUGGUCGAUUGGGUUACUGUUAA
Messenger RNA from Cucurbita pepo subsp. pepo (vegetable marrow), 1481 nucleotides. RefSeq names its product phosphatidylglycerophosphate phosphatase PTPMT2. Gene Ontology annotation, molecular function: phosphoprotein phosphatase activity. The record is from RefSeq and is a predicted model, not a curated record. Gene Ontology annotation, biological process: protein dephosphorylation. NCBI's taxonomy places the organism in Eukaryota, Viridiplantae, Streptophyta, Magnoliopsida, Cucurbitales, Cucurbitaceae.